This is a messenger RNA of Ananas comosus (pineapple), 913 nucleotides long. RefSeq names its product probable histone H2A variant 3. Gene Ontology annotation, cellular component: nucleosome. Bases 240 to 644 code for a protein of 134 amino acids. Gene Ontology annotation, molecular function: structural constituent of chromatin; protein heterodimerization activity; DNA binding. Lineage: Eukaryota; Viridiplantae; Streptophyta; Magnoliopsida; Poales; Bromeliaceae. The record is from RefSeq and is a predicted model, not a curated record. The transcript has 2 exons.
UGAGAGAGAGAGAUAGAGAGAGCUACGAUCCUUUUCUCCCGACUCGCUUCUUCGGAUCUCUUAGGGUUUCUCCCCUCGAUACCGCCAUUAAUUUCUCUUUACUUUGCUCUGAUCUCUUCGCUUCUUUACUCAAUUCGCGCUUCGUGCUCGGAUUUGGUUUUUUUUUUGCGAUUUUUUGAGGAUUUUUUGUGAUUUUUGGGUGGAUUUUAGGGGGAGAAGAGGGGGAGUGGGAGAGCGCGAUGGCGGGGAAGGGAGGGAAGGGGCUUUUGGCGGCGAAGACGACGGCGGCGAACAAGGAUAAGGAGAAGAAGAAGCCGGUCUCCCGGUCGUCGCGAGCCGGUCUCCAGUUCCCAGUCGGGCGAAUCCACCGUCAAUUAAAAUCACGCAUUGCUGCAAACGGACGCGUGGGGGCUACCGCGGCAGUUUACUCUGCUGCAAUACUCGAAUAUCUAACUGCAGAAGUGUUGGAACUUGCCGGAAACGCCAGCAAGGAUCUGAAAGUGAAGCGCAUAACCCCCCGCCACCUCCAGCUGGCGAUUCGAGGAGAUGAGGAGCUUGACACACUCAUUAAGGGCACCAUAGCUGGUGGUGGUGUUAUUCCUCACAUUCACAAGUCCCUCAUCAACAAGUCAUCCAAAGAGUGAGGUAUAAACAAAAGUUGUUUUGAUGUUUAAUCUGGGUUGAGCAUUGCCUUUUAUGUGAAAGUUUGUGUUUUCUCCAAUAUCUAAUUGUGGAACUUUGUGUAGCUCUUUUAUUAGAACUUAGAACUAAAGGUAAUAGUAACUUGGUUUAGUUUAUUUGUCAUUCGUAUUGUGAACCGGUAGCGGUUCUGUGGUACAUUGGCAUGUAAUUUCCAUUAACUUAAGUUGUUAGUGCUCUUUAUAGUUUUAAGAAGUGCUCUCUUUUAGUCUAA